Cercocebus atys (sooty mangabey) is the source of this 4307-nucleotide messenger RNA. It is a transcript of the gene LONRF3, whose product is annotated as LON peptidase N-terminal domain and ring finger 3. Gene Ontology annotation, molecular function: metal ion binding; protein binding. The record is from RefSeq and is a predicted model, not a curated record. Bases 750 to 3185 code for a protein of 811 amino acids. NCBI's taxonomy places the organism in Eukaryota, Metazoa, Chordata, Mammalia, Primates, Cercopithecidae. The transcript has 13 exons.
CAGGGCUGAGCUGGCAAGUGCAUCUUCUCUGCGAGUUCCUCACUAUCCAGCGAGCGCUGCCCAACUUCUGCGCCGGUGGGACCCGCUGCUCUGAGUCGCUCUUGGCACGGAAGACCAAGCACCCUCAGAAACCGCAUUUACCACGUUUGUGAGGCUCCUGAGAGAAGCAGCCAUCUCCCCCAAAGGGAAAGCCUUAGGCGUCCCGGAAGACCCCGCGGACUGUGCACCUCGAGGACCAGCCUCUCCUAGGAGGAGUAGGGGGCCACUGGUCAGCGGCUGGCAGAGGGGACCUGUUUGCUGGCCCGUUUGGACGUGGGAUGGGGUGGGGUUUGGAGACUGAGAAGCCCAAGACACUGAGUUUCUCCCCAUCCCCCAACUCCACUUCCGAAAAAGAACCAGGUGGCGACGUGUAAACACAAACAACCUCAAAAAGAAGGCAAGAAAAGCGAAGCCCAAAGAAGCAAGAGCAACACUGUUACAAAACUGUCUGGUUUUGUAACAAUUUCCCCGCCGCCGGCCAAUGAGCAGCGUGGCGGCAGGUCACGUGGUACCGUUUUAUAUAACACUUUGCUGAGACAAGACAGUUAUUAGGCGGCGCGGGGCGCCCGGCAUGGAGCUCUCGGAGGCGCGGCAGGGUCGGGAGCUCGGUGGCACGGCGGCGGUGGCUGCCCCGAUUUCCUCCAGCUGCCACUCUUUGCUUCGUGUCCCCAGUCCCUAGACGCCUCUUCCCCUCCCGUGUCCCUCUUCCUAUGGAGUCCUUACGGACCGAACAGAUGCUGAGCUUGCCCGCCGAGGUCAGCAGCAACAACUUGGAGCCGGCAGAGCGAGGGGCAUCAGCGGCCCAAGUAGACAUGGGCCCCCACCGAGAGGCGGCUGCAGAGAGCCCGGCACCUCUACCGACGCGGGAGCCAGAGCAAGAGCAGUCUCCGGGAACCUCAACGCCGGAGAGCAAAGUCCUGCUCACGCAGGCAGACGCCUUGGCGUCCCGGGGGAGAAUCCGGGAAGCCCUCGAGGUGUAUAGACAGCUCUCCGAGCGGCAGCAGCUGGUGGCUGAGCAGCUGGAGCAGCUGGUGCGCUGCCUGGCGGAGAAAGUCCCGCAAGGCGAGGUGCUGGCGCCAGCGCCCCCGGGCGAGGGUAGCACUGCAAGCGGCGCCGUGGCGGCGGAAGAGAUUGGGGCCGCCGCAGCCGCGGCGGCCACCGAGGUGUGGGACGGCUUUAAGUGCCGGAAAUGUCAUGGGUUUCUAUCAGACCCCGUGUCCUUGUCGUGUGGCCACACCUUUUGUAAACUGUGCCUGGAACGUGGGCGGGCCGCCGACCGGCGCUGUGCGCUGUGCGGGGUCAAGCUCUCUGCGUUGAUGGUGGCCACUGGGCGGGCGCGUGGAUCCCGGCGGGCUGGGCAGCAGCCGCCGCCGCCGCUGCGAGUCAACGUGGUGCUCAGCGGCCUCCUCGGCAAGUUGUUCCCAGGCCCGGCGCGGGCGUCGCAACUCCGGCACGAGGGCAACCGGCUGUACCGCGAGCGCCAGGUGGAGGCGGCGCUGCUCAAGUACAACGAGGCAGUUAAGUUGGCUCCAAAUGACCACUUGCUUUAUAGCAAUCGGUCUCAGAUUUAUUUCACCUUGGAGUCUCAUGAGAACGCACUGCAUGAUGCAGAAAUAGCAUGUAAGCUCCGCCCGAUGGGUUUUAAGGCACAUUUCAGAAAAGCCCAAGCCUUAGCCACCCUAGGCAAGGUGGAGGAGGCACUAAGGGAGUUUCUCUACUGUGUAUCCCUUGAUGGAAAGAACAAGAGAGCAAGAUGUGAAGCCCAAAGACUUCUCCUUAGUUUCUUUUCACCAUCAGUCCCGGGGGAUUCUCAGGAACAUUCUCCCGAUAUCCUGAAGCUGUUGGCACCUCACCCUAGAUUAAAGGAAAACGUAGAGUCAAUGACUACUGAAGUUACCAGCCAUAAUCUGCCAAGGUGGUUACAGGACAAUCUGGAGCUCCCACAUUGUUCUAGUCAGGAGGAAGCAGCAGCCAGGGGAGACGGCAGCAGUCUGAUGGAUCCAGCUAAAGUGAAGGGGGAUGGUCAGCAGCACCACAUCAAAGACCAGGAAGAAGAGGAGGAGAAGUGGGAUGCUACCUCUCCAAAAGCUGCUUCCAGCAAGACUGGAAAAUGCCAGGAAAAGAAAAGGAAACAUUGCCAAAUUGAAUCCCAAGAAGACACAGGGAUGCCUAAUAAAGCCUCCAAGCAAGAUCCUCCCACUGAUCAGGGGGACAAACCUGCUCUCAGUUUACCACUUGCAUCUUUCGACGCAUCUGACCUUGAAUGCGCUCUAUGUAUGAGAUUAUUCUAUGAGCCAGUCACAACACCUUGUGGGCAUACUUUUUGCUUAAAAUGCCUAGAAAGAUGCCUAGAUCACAACGCCAAGUGUCCAUUGUGCAAAGACGGUCUUUCACAGUGCUUGGCAUCAAGAAAAUACGGCAAAAAUGUAAUAAUGGAGGAGCUCAUAGCUAAAUUCCUUCCAGAAGAACUGAAGGAACGAAGGAAGCUUUACGAAGAGGAAAUGGAAGAACUUUCUAACCUUAAUAAGAAUGUGCCUAUUUUCGUGUGUACUAUGGCCUAUCCCACCGUUCCUUGUCCCCUGCACAUCUUUGAGCCUUGUUACCGCCUGAUGAUUCGUAGAUGCAUUGAGACAGGCACGAGACAGUUUGGCAUGUGCCUUGGAGAUCCUGUCAAAGGGUUUGCAGAAUAUGGCUGCAUCCUAGAGAUCAGAAAUGUUCAAUUCUUUGCCGAUGGCCGCUCAGUGGUUGACAGCAUAGGAAAGAGGCGCUUCAGGGUGCUCCAUCAGAGCCAGCGGGAUGGCUACAACACAGCCGACAUUGAAUACAUUGAAGACCAAAAGGUUCAGGGAGAGGAUUGUGCUGAGCUCAUGGGAUUACAUAACUGUGUCUAUCAGCAAGCGUCAUUGUGGUUUCAUUCACUCAAAUCAUCCCUAAAGAAUCGGAUACUCAAUCACUUUGGUCCCAUGCCGGAGAAAGACGCUGAUCCUCAGAUGAACCCGAAUGGCCCAGCCUGGUGCUGGUGGAUGUUAGCGGUUCUUCCCUUGGAAAGCCGAGCUCAGCUCCCCUUCCUAGCAAUGAGGUCCUUAAAGGACAGACUGAAUGGUAUUCGACGAGUCCUGGCCUUCAUAUCCCGAAACCAAAACUAGUGAGUGGAUUGCUGAAGAGGAGCUCCCACCUUCCCCACUGCCGUUGGGGGGAGUCUUGUAAAUAUAUCUAAUUGCAAUAAUAUCUUAACAGAAGGGAGUGUCAAACAGAGGCGUGAGCCUGCUGUUGAUCACAGAGAGAAAUUGAGUAGAAAGACCAAAAGAAUGUGACCUAUUUGAAACUUUCUGUCUUAAGAUGCUUCUUGACAUGCUGCGUAACUACAUAAACAGCAGAGGUAUUUAAGAGCCCAGAAAAACAUAAUUUGAUUUUAACAUUAAAAUUUCCAAAAGUUUAAAGUGGUUUUGCUUUAAUAUUCUUUCUUUCAUAGAUCAAUGACUGUGUGGUUGAAAUGUGAAAACAAAGAUACUAAUAAUGUUGCUGUAUAAUUUCACUGACUUGAGGUCUCAUUCCAAAUGGUUCAGGUUUUAUAGAGCAUUGUGUAAAAUAAUGUUCAUACUUCUUUCUGUUUUAAUAAUUUAUUUUUUGCACUACUGUAUCCUUUUUUCUACAUGUAUGUUUGUAACUAUGUAAGCAUAUAUUGCUCAAAAGUUCGUUGCUUUAUUUAUUGAUGUGGUUUACCGUGUACCUAGGGGGAAAUAACAAUACUAGAAGUGUGCAGUUUUUGCUUUAAUCUGUUUUUUACUACGGUGACACUAGUUCUUAGACCAUUUCUGUAUCUAUCCAAGUGGAUGCUUAAAAGAAGUUCAGAAUGAUGCUAAGAUAAUCUGUCUUCAGAGUCCGCUUUUUUUUUUCAGUUUGAACUAAACAAUAUAAAAUACUUAAGGGAUUUGGCCUAGAUUAUGGUGUAAGCCAAGGUAAAGUAAAAAAAUUCAUUUUCUGUGUGUAAUACAGAACAAAGCUGAAAGAAUUAUUUUUAUUAUAGGCAUUUAUUUCAGCAAUCUAAUUGUACGUGUAUCUAAUUUUUCCCUAGUGCAGUUAGGAAUGGGAUUUUAGGCAGGAUCAUAAUUAACUCUUCAGAGGAAAUGGCGUUCAGUUUAGCACAUCGCAGUCAUGCCCAGCUAGCCUCCACACCCCAUCUCUCCUCAAGGUUCUGAGGAUCAAGACCUGGGCAGAAACACUUGAUGAAGGACUUUUUCUUAUUAAAAGUGUAAACAAGCCAAAUA